Molecule: messenger RNA, 3850 nt
Organism: Epinephelus lanceolatus (giant grouper)
Lineage: Eukaryota; Metazoa; Chordata; Actinopteri; Perciformes; Serranidae
Gene: atf6
Product: activating transcription factor 6
Biological process (GO): regulation of transcription by RNA polymerase II; endoplasmic reticulum unfolded protein response
Cellular component (GO): nucleus
Molecular function (GO): DNA-binding transcription factor activity, RNA polymerase II-specific; RNA polymerase II cis-regulatory region sequence-specific DNA binding
Source: RefSeq, a predicted model, not a curated record
CGUGUAUCUCAGCGUCGUACAGGAAGUGUCAUACCAAACAGUUGAAACAUGAAUGAGUCUUAUGAACCAGCGCUUGAUCGUAACUUGAUUUCCUGAGACAAUUUACUAAUGAACUCACAAGAGGAUGUCAACCGACUUAACUUUAGACUUCGAAAAUCACCAAUAUCCUGUGAUGGAUAGCGAGGCAGACUUCAUGUCCAUCGACCAGGGAGGAGAGUGGGACAUCAGCCUGUUCGAUGAGCUCGACAACCUGGGAGAUGCGGAUGAUCUGCUUCAGGCACUGGAGCAUGCUGGCUACGCCAGUGAAGCUCCAGACCUGGACUUUGAUAUCGACAUACCUCCGUGGAAUCAAGUGGACACAAGCAGCACCUGCACAGAUGGUGAGGUGAGCAUGGACUCUCUGUCACCUGCCCACACUCUGAGCUCUGUCCCCUCUCCCUCCUCUGUGGAAGCCCUGUCCCCGUACUCCAUACAAGAUGAAGCCCUGUCCCCACAAUGGCAGUCCUCUCCAGUGUCACUCUGCUCAGAGUCUGUCGUCUCUCCUCCUGCUAAGAAAGCUCCAAAGAGGACAAGCCAGACCACACGAGCCAGGCAAACUCAGCCAACCAAGAGGCCGAUUCAGAUUAGCCCGAAGGUUUCCAUCCAGCCGAAGCCGCUGAUUACAGCUGUGCCCCUGGCUCAUGCGGCAGCUCCCCUGCAGGCAAAGACAAUCAUCAUCCAGCCCCUGCAGACCACUGUGCUGCCUGUGGUCAAACAAGCUCCAGUCAGCAUCCAACCAGCGCCCCCCCCAGGACGUCCCAUAGUGCUGUCUCAGCCGAGCCAGGUGCUGCAGAUCCAGACACCAAGGGCUGUCACAGCCAAUGUGGUCGCCAUGCCAACGCUCAGCCAGGACAUGUCUGUCCCUGUCACUGCUCCUCCAGCGGUCUCUGUCACACUGAGAGCCUCUUCCUCAGAUGAUGAUUCAAAGAUGUCGCAGAGGCAGCAGCGCAUGAUAAAGAACCGUGAGUCGGCCUCCCUGUCUCGGAAAAAGAAGAAAGACUAUCUGCUCUCGCUGGAGGCCCGCUUGAAAAUGGCAUUGUCUGAGAAUGAGGUGCUCAAGUGUGAGAAUGGCAAGCUCAAGAGACAGCUGGAGGGCCUGCUGAGUGAGAACACAGUACUAAAGGUGACGGCGCCCAAGAGGAGAGCUGUGUGUCUCAUGGUGGUGUUGGUGUUUGUCAUGCUCAAUGUUGGACCAAUGAGUCUGUUUCAGGGUGGCCCAGGCUCCAAGCUUGGAUCUGUUUCCACGCAGCACAGCGGCCGACACCUGUUGGGUUUUUCCUCUGAGGCAGAAACCGAGGUCGUGAUGGGCCCCGAUUCCCUCGGCAGCGGCCCCUCUGAGAUGGCCGACAGCUCUGAGGAUAAGGCCCUGAUGGUGGUGAAGGAUCCUAUCUUCCUCAGACCACCUCCUCCCUGCCAGCCUCCUGUAAACAGGACCAAGUGCUUAGAGUUGGCCCAUGAGUUGAGGGGUUGGGUCCACCGUCAUGAAGUGCAGCAGACCAAAUCCAGACGCAUGAGUAACAGCAAUCACAAAGCCACCAGGACCAUUCUGAAAACAGAGAAUAAGCAGGCCGAUGGUGCCCAGAUUGUGACGGUCCAAUACACAGAAACUACUGAGGAAAAGAAUCCAGGCAACGAGCUGCAGGUGUACUACGCACCCCAUCACACCUACAGUGACUUCUUUGAUGAGCUCAAUCGUCGUGGCGACACUUUCUAUGUAGUGUCUUUCCGCAGGGAUCAUCUUCUACUUCCUGCCACCAACCACAACAAAGGACGUCGACCCAAGAUGUCUGUGGUGUUGCCAGCCAUGAACAUAAACGACAGCAUCAUAAGGGACAAAGACUACGAGGUGAUGAUGCAGAUCGACUGCGAAGUAACAGACACCAGGAUCCUCCACAUCAGGUCUUCCACCAUCCCACCUUUGCUCCGGGUGAACCGCACAGACACGUUCUACCAGCACUCCUCGCCUGACAGCCAGGCCACGCCUCCUGUUGGAGUGCUAAUGGGUUCUGCUUAGGAUCACCCAGCAGCACCUGUUGUUACUCACAGCUCCUCGACAAAACCCAUGAAGACAAACAGAAGAUAAGACCUCAGUUUUUGUGUGUGGUGAAGUAUAAUUUAAAUCAGGUGAACUCCCUCUGUUGUCGUGUUUUUGAUUUCGAUUUGAAUGAAAUCCAUUACAACACAAAGGUAGCUCCAGUCCUCAACACCAGUCGGCUGCAUUCUUUAUUAGGGCUGAUAUCCGGAGCUGGUCUGUAAUAGGGUCCGAGCUCCUUGUGUGGCAACACUGACUUCUCCCUGUAACCCCAGACGCCCCACAUAAGGGUAAUUGCUUAGCGGCAGGGGGCUGAGCAUUGAACCCUGAGUCACCCCGUCAUAACACAAAUACUUUUACCCCAUAGCAGCUCUCCUCAUGUCUGCCCUUCCCUUUUUUGCUUCUUAAUUUUGAGAACAAGCUGCAAAGCCAGAAGACAAAACAGAAAAUGAUUAUACACCUCACCGGGAAGGCAUUUGUCAUAUUAAUGCCCAGAAGCACAACAAAUUUGGUGUUUUGUAUCAUAGCUACAAAACGGAGUGCUGUAAUCAUCGCUCUCACUCAUUUGUAGUCUCUUCGCCUCUAAAUAAAUAAUGAAAUCAGUGAACAGUACAGAGAUUAACGACGUGCAGCAAUAGAGGCUUUCAGUAAACUCAGGAAGUCAGGUGAUCUGUGAAAGCUAAACCACUAUGUUGUUUGCUGGUUUCCAUUACUCUAAGGAUUUCAGGUGCUCUGUUUUUAACAUUGUAUUGAUGGAGAAUUUCAGUUUUUGGGGUCUUUGCACUGUGCUUGUCUUAUAUUGAUGAACAGAUUCAGAUAGUAUACAUAUUUAUUUCUGUUAUUAUGUUAUGGUAGUACCAACUCCUGUGGUCAAAAUUUAUUCUGUCAAGAUAUAUUGAUUUUAUAUCUAUUCCUCUGAUUAUGCUUUGUGGGAACUUUUUUUGUAAUUGACUGCAUAAAAAUAAAUGACAUUGUAUAUAAAAUGAUAAAUGGUAGAGUGGAAGGACACAUAGCAUACACAUUAGAACUAGGUGAGUUUUUACUGGGUGGACAUUGUGAUAUUUUAUCUUUAAGUCUGAAACCCCUGCCUUAACACUUGAGCUAAAACAGCCAAUGUUUGACUUGUAAGCACUGGUGAAAAAGUCCUGACUCCUCCGUCCACGAGCUGUAUUGCACUUUUUUUGGUGCACUUAGGCCUAUACUGAAAUCGCAAAUCACCAGGAAGUCUUUCUUUUUAAAAAAAUGUGUAAUGGAGUUGCAUUAUCCGAGUCUUUAGUACUAAUUUGAUGUAAAGAUUUGCACUUUAAUUGCAGAACCUGGGAAGAUCAGAUCUGGCUUUAAAUGCCUCAAAUUAAUAACCUGUAACCUUGUUCUGACUACCUUAAAAUUUGAAAUUAAACAGGAAAUUAUACAUCAUCAGAAUUAGUACUUUUUUUGUAUAUGUUGAUGAAACAUACUUUACUUCACUGUCUGAAAGUGCAUUUCUUUUGGCUCCAUGAUUGUACACAUGGUUAUGUUUUAGCUCAACAGAUGCCCAUAAAGUGUUUCAAAAACAUGUCCUUCGCUUGUGUUUUCUUUAGCCAGGCCGCCUGUGUGUGUAGUUUUUUUUUUCAUUCUGGUUUUUAAAAAAAUGUUUGAUUCACCGCAGUGUUUUUGCUGUGAAACAACAGAUCUUAGGGACAAAACAAGAGUACAAUUUAAAGCUUGUGAGGUUGGGUUUUUUUUUGUAUUUUGUUAUGUGCAUACAUAAAAAUAAACACUGGAUUUUCUUUAACUAUA